Messenger RNA from Parnassius apollo (apollo), 594 nucleotides. The record is from the annotation of a GenBank genome assembly. NCBI's taxonomy places the organism in Eukaryota, Metazoa, Arthropoda, Insecta, Lepidoptera, Papilionidae.
AUGUAUCAAAAAGUUGGAACAACAACAACUUUGGACUCAGUUAAGCCCGUAAAAGAUAAAUAUGAAUUAACCAAACCGGCAUUACAGCAUGCAGCAGACAAAGGAAGCUUUACAACCUCCCCAACAGUAGUAACUACCCCACCAGCAAGUGUCACUAUUAGAGCAGAUUGUACCAGUAUAGGAGAAAUAGACCUAGUAACUGCAAACCUUCCACUACUUAUGAAACAUAAACAUUGUGGUGACCCUAUUCUUACCUACAUAAAAGCUAUAGAAAAAGAGAGAACUAGACCCACCGGUCUUAAGAAAAAGGAGUUAAAUAAUUAUUUCGAUGCUAAGUAUCUCUCUGGCCAAUUUGAGGAUUACGAGACUAAAUGUGGUAGUCGCUGUGAAGGAAUACUUAACACAAGACCAAUAAUUUUAUCUGACAACAUGAAACAAUCAGAGUUAGUGGAUAGACUGCAAUUUCUGAAGUCGAUUAAAGAACACUUUGAAACCGUUGCUUUAAUUUUUUCUGAUAUGAAGACCCUCCAAGAAUUGACAAAAUGUAUCAAAAAGUUGGAACAACAACAACUUUGGACUCAGUUAAGCCCGUAA